AAACAAGAGAAAUAGUAUAGAAUUUUGCUUUAAAAAAUGUAUAUAUAGUACAAAAGAAAUGUAUUUUUAGUAAGACAAUUUAUAAAUCCAUUCAAGAAAUCACUAAUUUUUUUUCUCAAAUCAGGGACAAGUGUAUGACGUCUUUUUAAAUACAAUAUACAUUUAAUUAUAGUCACCUUAGGUCAUUUUAAGAUAUAUUUUUCAAGUACGUCUCAAAAUAUCUUUUUCCUUAUUUAGUAAACUCCUUCAUUUUCUCAUUAAUAUCGUCAAGAAAGUGUAUAAUUGUAGUGUCAUUGUCGCAGACUUUAGUCGUUUAUCGGACAUUGAUUGAAAAGGUUUCUAGUGCUUCGCAAUUUUUUCCCAAAAAAAAAGAAAAUGAAUCUUCAUUGUUCAACAAUUUUUUUCUUUAUAUUUUCCACAUUUAUAAUUAUUCAAGCUAAAGAAUAUAUUAAUACAGAGGAAUAUAAAGAAUUUCAAGAAUUCAAAGAAUUCGAAGAAUUUAAAAAAUGGAAGAAGGAAAAAGAAUUGACUAGCAAAUUAAAUGUUGAUCAUGAUGACAAGAGUAAAAGUUAUGAACAAAGUUUAUUAUUAAGAAAUAAAUUUAAUGAUGACAAUAGUGAAGAAAUAAGUAACAAGAAACAAAAAUGGAAAGAUAAAAAAUUGAAGGAGAAUUAUAAAAACAAAGAUUUUUCUAAAAAGAAGAAUUAUAAUAAAUUAAAUGAUAAUGAUGAUGAUGAUGAGGAAGAAGAAGAGAAAAACUAUGAAUUAGAAAAUAAUAAACAACAUGGGGAUAAAAUGAAGAAAUAUAAAAAACAAAAUGAACAAAAAAAGAAAAAAUAUGACAAAUAUAUUGAUAAAGUAAAUCAAGAAUCUUUAGAAAGAAUUAAUGAAAAUAGUAAUGAUCCACCACCAAUUAAUGAAGCUGCACUUAUGGCUCGUUAUAUUGUAAAUCAAGCCAAUUGGACAUCGGUGGCGACAAUUAGUUCACGAAAAGAUAUAAAAUUAUUUCCCUCAGUAAAUGUCAUUUCAUUUAGCGAUGGAAUCAUUGGAAAUGGAUCAGGAAUUCCUUACAUGUAUUUAACUCCCUUGGAUUUUACAGCUCAAGAUAUAACCAAAGACAAUCGAGCCAGUUUAAUGAUGACUUUGGCUCAAGGACGAUAUUGUAUUAAAAAAAAUUAUGAUCCCAUGGAUCCUCGAUGUGCAAGAGUAAUUCUUACAGGAAAAAUAAGACCCGUAAAUAUAAAUUCUACGGAAAUAACAAUAGCAGAAAAAGCAGUAUUUAGUCGACAUCCAUGGUUACAAAAUAUGCCUGCAGAUCAUCAUUUUUUUUUUGCAAAAUUAAAAAUUGCAUCAAUUGCAAUGCUUGACACAUUUGGAGGACCAAAAUUUGUGCCUGUUAAAGAUUAUCUUCAUCCUCCAACACCAAAUAUAACUGAGGAAUUUUCACGAUUUAAAUUACAAAUAUCAAAUGAUAUUUUUGAUAACUUUGAAUCUAAUAAUCCUUAUGUAACUCAAUUGUAGAUUUUUUUUUAAAAAAAACUUUGCCUUCGUCUAAUA
Molecule: messenger RNA, 1557 nt
Organism: Leptopilina boulardi
Lineage: Eukaryota; Metazoa; Arthropoda; Insecta; Hymenoptera; Figitidae
Gene: CREG
Exons: 5
Coding region: 376-1521 (381 amino acids)
Source: RefSeq, a predicted model, not a curated record